Molecule: messenger RNA, 2010 nt
Organism: Anguilla anguilla (European eel)
Lineage: Eukaryota; Metazoa; Chordata; Actinopteri; Anguilliformes; Anguillidae
Gene: lum
Product: lumican
Exons: 4
Coding region: 287-1327 (346 amino acids)
Molecular function (GO): protein binding
Source: RefSeq, a predicted model, not a curated record
AAAGGAGAGUAUAUUUCCCUCUCUGAUCAUUUGUGUGUGGCAUUUGCAUGCUUGCAAAUGUGUGGCAGGGAUCCUUUUGAUGUACCUGAAGAUUAAACAAGGCUUACCAGGACCACAGAGGUCUAGCAUAGACUUCCACUCCCUCGCUCUCUUCCUCCUGAGACCAGCGUCUGAUCUCCCCGGUCACUCCUACCUGUUGCUGAGGUAGAGGUGAGGACCAUUCUGCCCAUCAUUCUGCAAGCGGACACACAGAAAGAAAGACAGGUUUAAUUUGUUGGCAGAAAACAUGAGUCCCCUCAGCAUACUUCUUUUAAGCAUUCUGAGUGGCAGUGUCCUGUGUCAGUACUAUGACUACGAAGGCUACCUGGACCCCUCUCACCUGCUGGGCCCGUCGGGGCCUAACUGCCCCCAGAAUUGCGACUGCCCAAUGAACUUCCCCAGUGCCAUGUACUGUGAUGGCCGACGCCUCAAAUCCAUCCCUGGUAUUCCCCCUGGCGUCAAGUACCUCUACCUGCAGAACAACCAGAUUGAGGACAUCAAGGCUGGCGCCUUUGCCAAUGUCACUGACCUCCGCUGGCUCAUCCUGGACAACAACCGCAUCAAAAGCAGCAAGGUGGAGAAAGGCGCCUUCGAGAAGCUGGCCUCCCUGGAGAGGCUGUUGUUCAGCUACAAUGACCUUUCAGAGCCUGUGGGGCCACUGUCCAAGUCCCUUGUUGAGCUGAAGAUGAUUGGAAACAAGCUGUCCAUGAUCCCCGCAAACCUAAUGGUGGGGCUGGAAAACUUGACCUCCGUCCACCUGCAAGAGAAUGAGCUCACCACCGAGGGCCUCGAUGGAGCCUUAGAGGGGCUCAAGUCUCUUCACUACCUGGAUAUCAGCCACAAUAAGCUGGGGAAGCUACCUGCCGGCGUGCCCAAGUCUGUUCAGAUGUUCUAUGCCGACAACAACAAAAUUGCCAGCAUCGCCAAGGACUACCUGCAGAACCUUCCUCAGCUGCAAUACCUCCGCAUCUCUCACAACGAGCUGGCGGACUCUGGCAUUCCCGCUGGGGCCUUCAACGUAUCGUCCCUCAUCGAGUUGGACCUCUCCUACAAUAAGCUGGCAUCCAUCCCAGAAGUCAACGAGAACUUGGAGAACCUCUACUUGCAGGUCAACGAGAUCAGCAAGUUUGACCUGGGGAGCUUCUGCAAGAUCGUUGGGCCAGUCAACUACUCCAAACUCAGACACCUGCGCCUGGAUGGGAACCACUUAACUCGCAGCAGCGUGCCAUUCGACGCGUCCAACUGCCUCCGCCAGGCUGCUGAGCUCACUGUAGACGCCACAGACUAAAGGCCUUCUCCAGGCUUUCCCACCCUCCUCAUCCUCCUCCUCCUCCUCACGGACAGUAUUUCAAACAAAACAUUCACGCACCUCUUUCGCCCUGCUUCAGACUCAGCAACACAUCGUGCCAAGACCUAAAUCAACUGAAAGACAACAGAGAGGGCAGUUCUGCAGUGUGCUGUAGGUUCAUAAGCAAACGAAUCAUAUAGGCCCAUAAAUCUGUGCCCCAAUGUGGAGCUUAGUAACUUUAUAUAUAUAUAAAUAUAUAUAAAGUGUAUGUUUACAUGAUAUAAAUACACUAUAAUUGGGUGACAUUUCAGUUACGGUUUCACAAUGAAUAAAUAAAAACUAAACAUAUGGGAGUUAUUUUCCUUAUAGACAUUAUUCAGACAUUGAUGUGACCUACAAAACCAUAGGCAGUGUUUUGUACAUCAUCUAUAAAUAACUUGUUUUCGGUUACUUGCAUGAAACCCAUGCUAAAUAUGUAUGAUAACUUAGCAUUUUUUGCUCAUGGUUACAUUGUUUUGCCAUAUUGUAGAAUACAAUCAGUUGAAUAACCGUUCUAAUGUGCAAGACAAUGAGUACAUUAUCUUGAUUUUUUAUAUACAUGUUUUUUUUUUUUUCCACCUAAACCAUUCUUGGCUGGAUAAUCCAUUGUACAUAAAAAAAUAAAUAAAAUACAUUUACCAAAA